Messenger RNA from Passer montanus (Eurasian tree sparrow), 2895 nucleotides. RefSeq names its product integrin subunit alpha 10 (gene ITGA10). The transcript has 23 exons. The coding region runs from base 1 to 2895 and encodes 964 amino acids. Gene Ontology annotation, molecular function: integrin binding. Gene Ontology annotation, cellular component: integrin complex; external side of plasma membrane. NCBI's taxonomy places the organism in Eukaryota, Metazoa, Chordata, Aves, Passeriformes, Passeridae. Gene Ontology annotation, biological process: cell-cell adhesion; integrin-mediated signaling pathway; cell adhesion mediated by integrin. The record is from RefSeq and is a predicted model, not a curated record.
AUGGGGGGGAAGCGGGGGCUGCUCCUGGCGCUGCUCCUGCUCCCAGGGCUCGCCGGGGGGUUCAACAUCGACGUGGGGCGGCCGAGGCUCUUCCAGGGGCCACCAGAGUCCCAGUUUGGCUACCGGGUGCUGCAGCGGGGGGGCCACGGGGACAGGUGGCUCCUGGUGGGGGCCCCGUGGGACGGCGAUGGCCGAGGUGACGUCUACAAGUGCCACAUGGGAGCCCAGAACUCCUCCUGUGCCAAGGCCAACCUCGGCGCUGCCGUGCCGUGGCUCAGCAGCAGCCCCGGCCACCUCGGCAUGACGCUGGCAGACUCCGAGGACGGCGGGGUCGUGGCGUGUGCCCCGCUGUGGUCGCAGGAAUGUGGCACCUCCGUGUUCAGCACCGGCCGCUGCCUCCAGCUGGACCGGGAGCUCCGGCCCGUGGGCACCGUGGCGCCCACAGCCCAGCGCUGCCCCACCUUCAUGGACAUCGUCGUGCUGCUGGACGGCUCCAACAGCAUCUACCCCUGGGAGGAGGUGCAGGCGUUCCUGGGCAACAUCCUGCGCCGCUUCUUCGUCGGGCCCGGGCAGACCCAGGUGGGGGUGCUGCAGUACGGGGAGCACGUGGUGCAGGAGUGGGCGCUGGGGCAGCACCCCACGGCCCAGAGGCUGCUGGAGGCCGCGCGGAACCUGACGCGGCAGGAGGGGAGGGAGACCAGGACGGCCAUGGCCAUCCGGGAGGCAUGCACCCAGUCGUUCAGCGCGGCGCGGGGCGGGCGCCCGGGCGCGGCGCGGCUGCUGCUGGUGGUGACGGACGGCGAGUCCCACGACGGCGACGAGCUGCCCGCCGCGCUGGCCGAGUGCGAGCGGCGCAACGUCACCCGCUACGCCAUCGCCGUGCUGGGGCACUACCUGCGGCGGCAGCAGGAUCCCCAGGAUUUCAUCCGGGAGAUCAAGUCCAUCGCCAGCGACCCCGACGAGAAGUAUUUCUUCAACGUCACGGAUGAGGCUGCCCUCAGCGACAUCGUGGACGCUCUGGGGGAUCGGAUCUUCAGCCUGGAAGGCACCCACGGCGACAACGAGAGCGCCUUCGAGCUGGAGAUGUCCCAGAUCGGCUUCUCCAUCCACCACCUCGAGGACGGGAUGCUCUUUGGGAUGGUGGGAGCCCACGCCUGGGAGGGAGGAGUGCUGGAGGAGCGGCGGCGCGGGCGCGUGGUGCCGGCGCGCGAGGCCUUCCAGGAGGAAUUCCCGCUGCGGCUCAGGAACCACGCGGCCUACCUGGGGUACUCGGUGUCCUCGCUGCAGCUGCCGGGGGGGCAGCGCCUGUUGGUGGCCGGUGCCCCCCGCUUCCAGCACAAGGGCAAGGUCGUCCUGUUCCAGCUGGACCCCUCGGGCGCCGUGACGGUGGCCCAGGCGCUGGUGGGGGACCAGAUCGGCUCCUACUUCGGCAGCGAGGUGCUGGCCCUGGACCUGGAGGGAGAUGGGGACAGCGAGCUGCUGCUGGUGGCAGCGCCCUCCUACCUGGGGGGGCAGGGCUGGGAGCGCGGCAGGGUCUACGUGUACCGGGUGGGGCAGGAGCGCCUGAGCCCCGCGGGGUCGCUGCUCCCCGAGGCGAGGCCGCAGGAUUCCAGGUUCGGGUCCGCGCUGGGCGCCGUGCCCGACCUGGGCCAGGACGGGCUGGCCGGGGCCGUGGUGGGCGCUCCGCUGGAGGACGGGCACCGAGGGGCUCUCUACGUGUUCCACACCGCCCCUGGCACCCUGCUGCCCCGCCAGACGCAGCGCAUCGGGGCGGCCGCGCUGGGCUGGAGCCUGCGCUACUUCGGGGUCAGCGCGGACGGACGGACGGACAUGGACGGGGACGGACUGGUGGACGUGGCCGUGGGGGCGCAGGGGGCGGCCGUGGUGCUGCGGUCCCGCCGGAUCCUGCGCGUGGCCGCGGCCGUGUCGGUGCAGCCGGCGGCCGUCAGCGUCACGCAGAGGAACUGCCGGCGCGGCGGCUCCGGCGCCGUCUGCCUGCGCGCCCGCCUCUGCUUCCGCGGCCACGGCCGCGCCCCCGGAGCCCCCCCGGGCCUGCCUGAGGACCCCGCUCUGCUCCCGGAGCCCUCGCGCUCUCCCCGCGCUCAGCGGGCUCGGGCCGUGCCCCCUGAGCCGCCCGCCGUGGCCGUGCCCCGCAGGUCCCGCCGGAUCCUGCGCGUGGCCGCGGCCGUGUCGGUGCAGCCGGCGGCCGUCAGCGUCACGCAGAGGAACUGCCGGCGCGGCGGCUCCGGCGCCGUCUGCCUGCGCGCCCGCCUCUGCUUCCGCGGCCACGGCCGCGCCCCCGGAGCCCCCCCGGGCCUCACCACCACCCUGCACCGCUACGAGCUUCACCCCCUGGCCCCCCUCACCGCCAGCCCCGGCCCCGAGUUCAGCACCGCAGUCAAGGUGCAGAAUUUGGGGUGCUACCCCCUGGAGAACGUGACCCUGCACAUGGCCCUGCCCGCGCUGGGCCACGCCGGGGCCACCAUGCUGGCUGUCACCGAGGUGCUGCCUGACAACGCCACCUGCAGGCUGCACCCCCCCGAUAGAGGAGCCCCGGUGGUGCCGGUGCCCCCCGAGGAGAUGCUGAGAACAGAGAGGCUGAUCCCGUUUUUCAAGGACUGCGGCGACGACGACGAGUGCGUCACCGACCUGGUGCUCAAGGCCACCACGGACAUCGUGGGCUCCAGGCAGAGCCCCUACAUCCUGCGGAAGGGCCGGAGGAGGAUGCUGGUGGAGGUGGAGCUGGAGAACCGGCAGGAGAACGCCUACAACGCCAGCCUGUGGCUGCACCUGCCUGGGAACCUCCACUUCUCCAGCCUCGUGCUCCAGCUGGGAUUCUUCUCCCACCCGAAGCCCUCCCGGGAGGAGGAGGAGGAGGAGGACGAAGAGCACUGA